UUAAGAGAAUCUUGUUGUUUGAUAUAAAAUAAAACACGGAACGGAUAUUAUUGCUUUAGAUUCACUGACUUUGUGUUUAGUUGUCGUAACAAACAUCAUCAAGCCUAAGCAAUAUAAAGAUAAUCGUCUAAAAACAUUAUUUCAAAGUAAAAAUAAUAAAUGUCACGCGCUUGCUGCUUUUGUAAUUAAGACAUAAAAUUGUAAUGAUGGAUAAAUUAGUUUAUUUUAACUCAAUUAUAAUUUUAAUUGGUUUCUUGACGAUAAUAUUGUCGAAGUUUACUGUGAAAACUGAGCAUUUUCACUUCAGUCUCAGAGGAAUCAAUGAAACCAUUGAAACAAAAUUUCCAGAUGAUUUUAUGCUUGGUGCAGGUUCUUCGGCAUUUCAAACCGAAGGCGCAUGGAAUAUAUCUCAAAAGGGUGAAUCGAUUUGGGAUAGAAUGACUCACGAGAAGCCGCAUAAAGUAGUCGAUGGGUCUAACGCCGAUAUCACAACUAAUUUUUACAAUAUGUAUAAAACAGACAUUAAUCUAAUUAAACAGAUAAACGGAAACGCGUAUCGAAUAUCGAUAUCAUGGUCGAGAGUUAUGCCAACGGGUUUUAGUAAUAAUAUCAAUAUCGAUGGAAUAUUAUAUUACAAUAAUGUAAUAAAUGAAAUGCUCAGACAAAAUAUUACACCUUUUGUAACGAUAUACCACUGGGAUCUGCCUCAAAAAUUGCAAGAUCUAGGUGGAUGGACGAAUCCCCUCAUUAUCGAUUGGUUCGUCGAUUAUGCUCAAGUGCUUUUCACCGCGUUCGGAGAUAGGGUCAAAUAUUGGAUUACAAUAAAUGAACCUUCAGUAAUGUGUUAUUUUGGUUAUAAUGGUGACUUUGCGCCUGGAAUCAAUCAAUCUGGCGUGGGUGAUUAUUUGUGUGGUCAUCAUGCUUUAAUAGCUCACGCUAGAACAUACCGGAUGUAUCAUGAAGAAUUUCGUAGUCAACAGAAUGGCCAAGUAGGAAUUGGAUUGUUAUUGACAUGGCAGUCCCCUGAAAACCCAAAUGAUCAUAAAGAAGUGUCAGGGGCUGAACUAUCUUGGGAGUUUUGGAACAGCUGGUUUUUGCAUCCGAUUUUUUCUAAACAUGGUGAUUAUCCCCAUUCAAUGAAACACCGGAUAUCGCAACUUAGUCAUCACCAAGGAUUUCCUCGCUCACGUUUACCAAAAUUAACGAAAAAUCAAAUUCAGAUAAUACAAAAUUCGGUUGAUUAUUUGGGGAUAAAUUUUCAUUACUCAGUAGUUGUAAAAAAAUUGCCAAAGCAUCGGUCUCAAACAAUAGUAUCUUUUACAGGAGAUACAGGAAUGACUUCAAUUUUUUCGACAGCUAUCAAAACUAGAUGUACACCAUCAGAAAUGUCGAAGGCGAUAAACCAUAUGUUAAACCUGUAUAAAAAUAUUCCGUCAAUAAUCAUCACCGAGAAUGGAUACGAAGAUGACGGCGAGGUAGUUGAUAAAAAUCGUGCCCAUUUUUAUCACCACAAUCUUUAUCAAGUGUUGAAACUAAUCUCACAGGGUGUAAAUAUUCGCGGAUAUUUCGCAUGGUCGCUCACCGAUAGCUUCGAAUGGCUCCAAGGUUACUCAAAAAGAUACGGAAUUUUUUCAGUUAAUUUUACUGAUCCUCAAUUGCCUAGAACGCCUAAAUUGUCAUCAAAAGUUUUAAGCGAAAUUUACAAAAAUAAAACUGUUAUAAACUCUUUUACGCUUGUCAACUAAAAUAGUUUUUGAAACUUUUAGAAUUAAAAAAAUUAUUAAGUUAUUGGAGUAUUUUAAUUUUAGCGAAAUAAAAUUUGAAAA
Molecule: messenger RNA, 1826 nt
Organism: Microplitis demolitor
Lineage: Eukaryota; Metazoa; Arthropoda; Insecta; Hymenoptera; Braconidae
Product: myrosinase 1-like
Exons: 6
Coding region: 204-1745 (513 amino acids)
Biological process (GO): carbohydrate metabolic process
Molecular function (GO): beta-glucosidase activity
Source: RefSeq, a predicted model, not a curated record